This is a messenger RNA of Chelmon rostratus (copperband butterflyfish), 5539 nucleotides long. RefSeq names its product interleukin 17 receptor D (gene il17rd). Lineage: Eukaryota; Metazoa; Chordata; Actinopteri; Chaetodontiformes; Chaetodontidae. The transcript is spliced from 16 exons. The record is from RefSeq and is a predicted model, not a curated record. Gene Ontology annotation, molecular function: interleukin-17 receptor activity. Bases 7 to 2505 code for a protein of 832 amino acids.
GGAGGAAUGGCGGCCCCUCGGAGUUUCUUCAUCUCUCUCUCCGGUUUAUUUCUGGUUUUAUAUUUCCCUUUGGGAUCUACGACCUCGGGGAACAAAAGAACGAACCAGGAGCGAUGCGGGUUCAAGCUGCAGUCUGGUUCAGAUGGAAGUCGCAGGUUGGCCGUCACCUUCAGAGCUGACAACUGUUCAUUAAACUACCCGCUGGGGAAACACGUGAUCCAUGAGGUCACCAACGUCUCCUUCAGUCACCUGGCCUGCGAGGACCAGGCCGCCGUGGUCGUCCACUGGUCUGCCAGUCCAUUAGGGAUCGAACACAUUAAAGGCUUCAGAGUUUAUCUGGAGGACAAGAAUCCAGAAGGGAAACAGUGUCAACAUCUCAUCCUCAAAGACCCCCGACAGCUCAACUUCUCCUACAGGAACACGAAGCUGAGCAGUCAGCCGUUCAGCGGUUUGACCUUUGACACAGACUACAUGGUUCGCGUUCUUCCUUUCCCGACUCUGAUGAACGAGAGCUUCUUCCCUCCGUCCUUCCUCAGGACCAACUCGUGUGAAGUCCUCCUGGGAUCAGACAACCUGGUUUGCAAACCAUUCUGGAAGCCAAAGACCCUGAACGUGUCUCAGCUGGGGUCAAACCUCCAUGUGGCGUUCGAUCAGGCGCCGGCCUCCUUCGGCUUCCACUUCUACUACCUGUACUACAAACUGCGGCAGGACGGGCCCUUCAGGCUGCAGCGCUGCAAACCAGACAUGAACCAGCCGAGAACUACAUGCAUCCUUCAGGACGUCACUCCAGGGACGUACACUAUAGAGUUGAGAGACGACAGUAACACGACCAGGAGGCAGACUCAGUUCCACGUUAGCCAGGUCCACUCCCCUUGGGCGGGGCCAAUCCGUGCCAUGGCCAUCACAGUGCCUCUGGUCAUCAUGUCGGCCUUCGCAACUCUCUUCACUGUCAUGUGUCGCAAGAAGCAGCAAGAAAACAUCUACAGCCAGCUGGACGAGGAGAGCAGUGAGUCGUCCAAUCACAGUGCAGCGUUGAACACAGAGCGGCCGUGGCCCCGCCCCAAAGUCUUCAUCUGUUACUCCAACAGAGACUGUCCUAAACACACCAGCGUCAUCCAGAGCUUCGCAUACUUCCUGCAGGACUUCUGCAGCUGUGAGGUUGUGUUGGACCUGUGGGAACACCUGGAAAUGUGCAGAGAGGGUCAGAUGUCGUGGCUCAGCAGACAGCUGGACGAAGCCAACUUCAUCAUCACCGUCUGUUCCAGAGGCCUACGCUACUACUUGGAGAAGAAGAGCCGCAGAGGAAAGACACCAGUCAGUCGGCGUAGUAACAGCAGCAGCAGCAGCUCUCCGAUUGGUGGCUCAGGCGGUGACCUGUUCAUCGUGGGCGUGGCCAUGAUCGCUGAGAAGCUGCGGCUGGCGAAGCAGAGCGAGGGGGGCGGGGCUCAGGAGCUGAACCGCUACAUGACAGUGUACUUCGACUAUUCGACAGAAAACGACAUCCCCACCAUGUUGAGUCUGGCUCCCAGGUUUAAGCUGAUGGACCAGCUGCCUCAGCUCUUCAGUCGGCUUCACUCCAGUCAGUCCACUUUGACUGAUCGGGAGUCGCAGCCUCUCAAUGUCUCCAGGAGGAACUACUUCAGGAGUAAAUCCGGACGCUCGCUGUAUGUGUCCAUCUGCAACAUGCAUCAGCACAUCAGCCAGAACCCUGACUGGUUUGAGAAGCAGCUGGCUCCUUCAGGAGGUUCCUCUGCCUCCUCUGGCUCCUCUUCGAAACAUCUUCCUCUCCCUGCUGACCAGGCUCCAAGCCCUCCUCCAAAGCCUCACUGCUCCUCCUCCUCACCACAGCCCGAGCAGAGGUUUGACUCCGGCUUGGUGCUGAAUGAGGUGGUGGUGAAGACGCCGUCUCUGGAGAGCGGAAAGGGAGCGCUGAGGAGGAACAUGCUCCUGCUGGCCCCUGGCUCCAGUCCCAGCCUCAACCAAGGCCCCAGCCACAGUCCCAGUCCCAGUCCAAGUCCUGGUCCCUGCCCCAGUCCUGGUCUGUGUCCCAGUCCAGGCAUGCCACACUGCUCCUUGUCCAUGCUGGGACCCACUUCAAGGUCCACGUCUGGAAUGUCUGGACUCUUACCAGAAGAGUCUUCCUCCUCCUCCUCCUCCUCCUCCGCUCCCUCCAUCCUUCAGGAUGGGGUGUGCCCUGUCCCUGCCCAGGCAGAAGAAGGCCGUCCUUCCCCUCCUGAGCUCCCGCCUCCUCGUGAUUCGGGCAUCUAUGAUUCAUCUGUCCCGUCCUCAGAGCUCUCUAUUCCCUUAAUGGAGGGACUGUCACAUGACCAGGCUGACUCCUCCUCCCUGGCUGAUAGCGAAUCAUCUUCUUCCGGGCUGGGGGAUGAGGAGCCGCCUGCUGUCACGUCGCUCCACUGCAGCCCCGGCACAGUUUGUAAAGCUGAGCUGCACCACCAUCACUGCCUGGAGCACAGUGACGGACUCGCACCUGUUGCGUCAUCGUAGUGGACAACUCCUGCCAGCCAAUAGAGAACCAGCCCAGGGCUAGAAUGUACUGGUCUUGGACCUGAACUCUUUCUUAACAGUGUCGUCAUCUUCAUGGAAACAACUGGAAAUAAUUAAAAGGCACUGCAGUGGUUCACCUGUGAAAAUUUACCUGUCAGUUCUCGAAAGCUGGCCCGUAGUGACUACAGCCCUGUUUCCACUGCAUGGUACGGCUCGACUCCACUCUACUCACUUUUAUUUCCUUGUGCUUUUCUCUACUUCGUUUUCCUCAGCAGAUUGUACCGCCUCAGCGUAGGCAGGAUUCGUAAAUUUGUUGUCAUUGCGAAAUUGUGCCAAGCAGGUGAAAAACAACCUGCUUUGGUUUGCUUUGGUCGUUAAAAGCUGCAGCUGUCAUUCACUAACAAACGGUAACCUUUACAUUUACUGCUAAACUGAAAACACCACUGCUAACCUUUUCUUCUUCUCUGCUCACAUUCACCACCACUCUCUGCUGCUCGCUCUCUCUCUCUCACUCAAUCACACACACACACACUGACAUUAAAGGAGUUAAGCUGCUUUUAUAGCAGCGGAUAGUGAAAGGAUGGUGCCCUGAUACGUCUGCUUUUCAUCAGUCAACCACAGUGUGGUUUUGUGGGUUGCCAUGUUUUAAAAUCUGGGUCUAGUAAAUUUGUGGCCUCUGUUGGUUGGCUGCUGGUAGCUUGGGUGUUAAAAAAUAUUGUCAUGCAGUGUGGUGCGAGUGACAAUUCUAGAGACGAGUCUAUAACCAAUCAGUGGUCCGCAGUGUUUUCACGUCAACUUUUGGAAUCGGCUCAUUGGAACCUCGACUGAGGUGAUGCCAGAAAAAGCACCAGGUACUAUCCAGAAAGGACAAAGAGAAAAGCGAGUAGAGUCGAGCAGAGCUGGACCAUGCAGUGGAAACGUGGAUUCUUAUUAACCAUGGUAACCACUGAGUUCUAGAACACUAGUCCGUGGUAACUGUGGUAAAGAGUGUGUUUCUAGAACUCUGGUCACUGGUAGUUAGGAUGACCGCUGCAUUCUAGAACACUAGUCCCCAGAAACUGUGGUAAGCACUGCAUUCUAAGCCCUGGUAACUAUGGUAACCACUGCAUCUAGAACUCUAGUCCCUAGUAACUAUGGUAACCAAUACCAAGAACACACUGGUCCCUAGUAACUAAGGUACUUUGUUCGCCUCGCUGGUCGACCUGCCUGGAUGAUUUUUGAAGGACUGGAUCUCCAGAUGCUGCAGCGUGGACCAGUUCGGACCAAAAACGGACUCAGCACUGCGUCUUGACUCAUCGGUGGACCGCUGACUCUCGUAUGAGCUGGUGCUCGGUACCAAAACAUGAUGCUGAAACAAACUGUUUGUUCAGGCACUUUUUGAUGCAGAAACGCAGGAAGACACAAUGCCACACACAUGUUCAGAUGUUCCCCGGAAACGAGACGUUAACAGGAUCAGAGCAGCUCCUGGUUUUCUGUUAUCCACAAAGAUUUUUGUCCAAAAGCUGCUUUGAACAUUCCAGCUCGGAGGACAUCGUUUGUAUUAUUCUCAGCAUUUAAGACCAAAACCAAGUAAACUCUAAAAAACACAUAUUCUAUCUGUUAUCAUCAAUGAAUGCUGGCCUUUGAAAAGUGCCUUUUUUAUUGAUGUGCCUUUUUAUUUUCAGAGGAGCAUUUUAAACAGUAAAAGAACAUUCCAUCAAUAUCCAUUGGUUUUUAAUGAGUUUUCCUCUCACGUGUUUAACAGCAUAUUUCAAAAUGUUUUCAGCAUAGAAAUGUCUUCUAAGUGUUUGUUGACAAUGACUCAGCAUUGGAGUCGUAAGUAACCACUGAUGACCACUGCCUAAUCAGAAAUCAGUAAACUCAAAGAAUUUUUACAAACCCUUAAAGAAGUGUCAAAGAUGUACUAAAACCUGCUAAUGUGAUACAGUGUGGAGGAAGAGUCGUGUACAUGAUGUGUUCAUUUGAAAGUUUUUUAUUGAAUUUUAUCUUUUUUAUUUCACAAAUUCAAAACAUACAUUUCAAAUAAAUGUGGCUUGUGGCGCCACUCCUACACCAUAAUGUGUUGAAUACUGUGGUACAUUGUUGAGCUUGUGGUUACAUAUUUUAAAGUAUUCAAUAUUAAUGUUACAUUUACACUAUAGUUAUGUAUUUAAUGCUUUGUAAUCCUUUUCUAUCAUUGUUGCAGGAAGCAGUGAUGAUGAGGGCAUUAUGAAAAGUGACACUUGUGUUAACUAAACCACUUAAAAGAUGCCACUAUGGAAGCCCAUUCCUGCCACAACAAGAAAUAAAUCUAUGAAAUGUUGUCAAAUUAAUCAAAUUAUAUAUUGUCUCAUUUGUAUUUACAAAGUCAAAAUUAUGAGGUACAAAGUUAAAAUUAUGAUCAUGUGUAAUUUUUACAUUUUAAAGUUAUCAGAAAGUACUUCAUAAUUUUGACUUAAUGAAAAAUUAUGACUGUAAUUUUGUCUUAAAACGGAAAAACUUCUAAAUAAUCUCAUUGUGAUUUAGUUAUGAUUGUGACUCAACUUAGGAACCUUUAUUUGAAUAAGUCUUAACUUCUCAUCCUUUUUCAUUUUUUGUGCUAAUGGGCUUCCAUACACUUCUCCAUUAUUGAUCCCAUGAACAUAUUUCAUGUGUGACACAUGCAGAAGGACACAGUGUCUGUCAGUUAUUGAUUCUUACCCGAUCAGCAGCUGCACUCAUUUUGUUCUCUCUUCUGUACCGAAUCAUGUGUUCUGUGUUUAAAGUUUUCUAAAGUCUUUGAUUUUCAGACUCGUGUGUUUGAGUUGCUGCUGAAGGCUGAGCAACGACUUCUGGUUCAUCUGCAGGUUUAAGUUUGUUGGAAGGGAAGAUUCAGCAUUUCCUACUUGUAAAUACUAUUUUUAUUUUGACCUGGAAAUGUCUGUUCUGCUUCGGUUUUGUAUAGUUAGACUUGUGUUUUACUAUUUUUUUUCUACAUUUUCUUGGAAUGUACUGUUUUAUAGUACCUUAAUGUAGGAAAUAGAUAAACCCAUCUAAUAAAACUAUCCUCUUUUGA